Polistes canadensis is the source of this 1134-nucleotide messenger RNA. RefSeq names its product B-cell CLL/lymphoma 7 protein family member A (gene BCL7-like). The coding region runs from base 164 to 556 and encodes 130 amino acids. The record is from RefSeq and is a predicted model, not a curated record. The transcript is spliced from 4 exons. NCBI's taxonomy places the organism in Eukaryota, Metazoa, Arthropoda, Insecta, Hymenoptera, Vespidae.
UGUAGCCAUCUUAGAUUUAUUAUUUCCCUAUGUCCGAUCCUAUACUGAAUCGGAAUUCGAAGUUCCUGUAAUAUUUCUAACCUCUUCUUUAACGAAUGUUCCGGUAUUUACUAGUUUAAAAUUCAUUCAUUCGUUAGUACUUAUUUAAUCUAGUAAAAAUAAUAUGAUGUCGCGUUCAGUGCGAGCAGAGACUCGAAGUCGUGCCAAAGAUGAUAUUAAACGUGUAAUGCAAGUUGUUGACAAGGUUCGCCAUUGGGAAAAAAAAUGGGUAACGAUAGGUGAAACAACUAUGAAAAUUUAUAAAUGGGUACCAAUUUCGACUCUUGAUCAGAAGAAGAAGGGAAAAACUGGAUCGGACAAAGAAAAUGGAAUACCUAGGAAAGGUGGAAUAGAUAAUUCUAAUUCAAAUUUUGGCCUAACAGAAGACUCAAAUACUUGUUUUUCAACAGUAAGUGAUUCUCAAGGAAUGACUGACUUCUCAACACAUUUAGGAUUUUCUGAAGAUUCUAAUUCUCAAAAUAGUGAACCAGCUCCUAAGAGGUUAAAGACUGAUUAAAAUUAUAAUUAUAUUUAUAAAUCGAUAAAUAAAAUUUUUCUUCAUUUUUUAAUUUCACAUAUCUGCAUAUAACGAGUUUAGGUUGAAAAAAUAAUCUCUUAAAUAUAUGAAAUAGAUAGUAUUUAGAGAAUUCUAUACUUCGUGAUUUUAUAAGUAAUUGAUUUACUGCACGAAGUGUUCUCUAAAUGGAUGGAAAAAGAAAAAUAGGAAAAUUUUGUUUAUUAAAUUUCAUUCAUAUCUAAGAUCUAUUAAAUAAUAUAUUAUACGAGAAAUUAAAUCUUGAAAACAUUUUAGAUUUGUAUAUUAAGGUUUAUUUUUUUACAUAUAAAUUUACUAUCAAUUUUCUUUAAGCGAGUUUAAAUAUUAUGUAUUAAUAAUAUUUUGAGAUUUAGUGAAACAAAUUUUAUUGACAAUGAAUGUGCAAUCCAUUUAUUAUUUAUUUCAAAAAUAUUCUGUUAAUAAUAAUAAUAAUAAGUGUUUAACAAAUUUGAAAUCAUGAAAGUUCAAAUGUUCUGUUAAAUGUAUUGUACAUUCAGAAGUGUUUAAGUAUUGUAUUGUUUUUGCAAACAAAUACAAUA